Magallana angulata is the source of this 1995-nucleotide messenger RNA. Its product is annotated as exosome complex component MTR3-like. Gene Ontology annotation, cellular component: nuclear exosome (RNase complex); cytoplasmic exosome (RNase complex); nucleolus. Lineage: Eukaryota; Metazoa; Mollusca; Bivalvia; Ostreida; Ostreidae. Bases 476 to 1756 code for a protein of 426 amino acids. The record is from RefSeq and is a predicted model, not a curated record. The transcript is spliced from 10 exons. Gene Ontology annotation, biological process: U4 snRNA 3'-end processing; poly(A)-dependent snoRNA 3'-end processing; rRNA catabolic process.
AAGUAUGUAUUGAAAGAUUUGGGGAAGGUGUAUGUUUAAUAUAUCGGGCCAAAUAUCGACGGUUGUGAUUUCAACUCGGUGCGACAAUGUUUGACUUAGAUAAAGUGGGUUUGGAUUCAAGACAUUAGCAUGGCCAUAGAAAGCAAUUGCUAGCGGGAUAGAUAGGACCAUUCAAAGGAAAAGUCAUUUCUCUGUUAGGAGGAUUUUUUAUUCAAGAGAUAUCGAAAAUAACAGGAAAAGUAAUAAAGAUUCUAUCCUCGUAUAGUUAUAUCAACAUAAACAACUGAACCGAAAUUUGGAGGAACUUGUGAAUAGGAAGAGGGUUGAAAGAGCAAAGCGUUUCGGAAAGUGUAUAAUCGAACGCGAUUUUUUCCGCAUGCAAACCAGAUGACUUGAGCCUGGAAUUAAUAUCCCGUAACCAACUGAGUCUGAUUGUUUCAUGGUUCGGGAAAUUGUGUGGUGACAAGGACACGGGAUGAAUUGCCGGGUGGGGUUAGACUGGAUCGGCUGUGUGGUGCAAGUGGUGGGGGCCCUCUUUUUCACGAUUGGGUUUGGCACCCGAUACUGGGCCACCAGCGACAGUUCCGUGAACGCUGGACUUUUCACCACGUGUGACGGGUCGUACUGUUACGACACCCAUGUCUUCUACCACGGAAAGUCAGAGAAGGGGGCCAUUAUGGGGGCGGCGGUGCUUCAGAUCUUCACGUUAUGUGGUCUCUACCUCGUCCUUCUACUGAUGCUGCUUUACAUGUGUGGUCUGUUCAACGAGCGAUCAGUGUCCAGGGGUGCGGCAUUUACCGCUUUUGCGACAGCUUUGUUCGGAUUUAUCAGUGUCAUCAUGUUUGGUUCAGCCAUGACGUCACUACAGUACAGCCUAAAUUGGUCGUGUGCUUUUGUGAUAAUCGGCCUCAUUGUGGACAUUGCUGCCGGAAUUUGCAUCUACAUCGGCGGCCAGCAGUGGGAGGAAGCGCAGAAAGUACAACGGAAGAGAGAACUAUUUCCACCAAUCAAAUCCUCGCGUCUUGACCCGCGGCUGGAGCAGAGAAUACAAGCCGCCAAUCAAAAAGGAUCUAAUAAAAUUCUAAAGGCUGGGAUCAUAAGUCAGGCCCGAGGAUCAGCCUACAUUGAACAGAAUGAGACAAAAGUUAUGUGCGCUGUAUAUGGACCAAGAGAAGUAACAAAGAAGGAGGAAUUCAGCAUGAAGGGUCAGCUGACCUGUGAGUUUAAGUUCGCGACCUUCUCAUGUCGAGUUCGUCGCCAGUAUCAACAGGACAAUGAGGAGAGAGAUUACAGCUGUCAGUUACAGGAUGCCCUGGAACCUGCUGUCCGUAUGGAUAAAUUCCCCAAAGCUCAAGUGAAUGUAUAUGUGACUGUGUUACAAAAUGACGGCUCUCCUUUAGCAGCCUCUUUGACCUGUGCCUCAGUGGCUCUGGCUAAUGCAGGGAUAGAGAUGUACGACCUGGUGGUGGGAUGCUCAGCUAGAAUUACUCCCUCUGAAGUGUUCAUAGACCCCACAGAAUCAGAAGAUUACAAAGCAGAGAAUGACAAUGAGGCGGGGAAUGGCAGCGUGACCCUGGGGCUGAUGCCGUCCCUCAAUCAGGUGUCGGCCAUCACCUCCAAGGGCGAAGUGGAAUUUGAAUUACUAAAUAAGGGCACCAAACAAUGUGUUGAUGUUUGUCAGAAACUGUACCCAGUUCUCCAGCAGGCAGUGGCUAAAGCAGUGGAGGAUAGGUUGUCCAGUGAUCAUGUGACGUGACCCAUAAUUCCAUAGUCAUUAUAUUCAGCUUUAUGAUCUUUCAUUUACAGUCUUUGUUCAGUAAUAUCCAUAGUUCAAAGAACUUUGAUUGGAUCUGAUGCAGUUGUAUCCUGGUAUAUACUGUUAAACAGUACAGAACCGUCUUUAUAUCUGGUUAAUGCAAUUUGUGACAUUUGACAUUGCUGUAUUGAAAUUUAUGUAGUGUCAUUUUGUGAUUGAAAUAAACAUGUUAAUGAAAA